Molecule: messenger RNA, 1194 nt
Organism: Nestor notabilis (Kea)
Lineage: Eukaryota; Metazoa; Chordata; Aves; Psittaciformes; Psittacidae
Product: lipase member M-like
Exons: 9
Coding region: 1-1194 (397 amino acids)
Molecular function (GO): hydrolase activity, acting on ester bonds
Source: RefSeq, a predicted model, not a curated record
AUGUGGCUGUUGAUUGCAAUCCUGGUUUUAACACAAGCACCCGUGAACUCAGAAGAUGUCAUCAAGCAGAAGAAGGUUAUAAAUCCCGAGACUUUCAUGAAUGUUAGCCAAAUCAUCUGCCACAGAGGGUACCCCAGUGAGGAGUAUGAAGUCCUGACUCAUGAUGGUUACUAUGUGAGCCUCAACAGGAUUCCUUAUGGAAGAGCAAAUCCUAGGAACAGAGGGCCCAGGCCAGUUGUGAUUCUGCAGCACGGCUUACUCGGAGAAGGCAGCCACUGGGUCGAAAACCUAUCUAACAACAGCCUUGGCUUCAUACUGGCAGACUCUGGCUAUGACGUCUGGCUGGGAAACAGCCGGGGGACGAGCUGGUCCCAGCGACACCAGCACUUUUCUGCUGACCAGGCUGAAUUCUGGGAUUUCAGCUUCCAUGAGAUGGCAAUGUAUGACCUCCCAGCCAUGAUCAACUUCAUCCUGCAGAAGACUGGACAGAAGCAGAUCUAUUACAUUGGCUACUCCCAGGGCUGCACGAUUGCGUUCAUUGCCUUUUCAUCCAUGCCAGAACUGGCUCAGAAAAUCAAACUGUUUUUUGCCCUGGCUCCAGUAGUGACAGCCAAACAUGCCAGAAGCCCCAUCAUGAAACUGCCCUUCCUUCUAGACAGGCAUUUCAAGACGAUCCAGCUCCUGCUUGGCAGAACGGACGCCUCGCUCCGGAUGAGGAAGCUGUGGAGGUUUCUCCCCCAGCUCUGCAGGAACCAGCUCCUGCACAAGCCUUGUGCCAACCUCCUCUUCCUGCUGGGUGGCUACAAUGAGAAGAACUUCAACAUGACAAGGCUGGAUGUGUACACAUCCCACUAUCCGGAUAGGACGUCUGUCAAAACCAUGAUACACUGGGCCCAGGUAGUGAAAUCAGGAGAAUUCAAAGCCUUUGACUAUGGCAGUGCAAACCCAGCCAUCUACCACCAGGAGACACCUCCCUUGUACCAUGUGGAGGAGAUGCCCGUGCCCACCGCGGUGUGGUCAGGAGGAGAAGACUGGGCAGCUGACUGGAGAGACGUCCGCCUGCUACUGCCCCGCAUCGCCCACCUUGUCACCUAUGGCCACAUCCCCGACUGGAACCACUGGGACUUCAUCUGGGGCUUGGAUGCCACCGAACGCCUCUACAACAGCAUCCUGGCGCUGAUGGAGGGGUCUUAG